AUGGUGAAUUCAUACACUGAUUAUAACUAUGACUUUAAAACUGAUCCUAUCUUAUUUGAAGACACUAUUGAUAACUUGAAUGAAUAUUUACCAAGUUCGUUAAAUGAAUUUGCAAUUCAAAAUUUAUUCAAGAUACGUCAACCAGAUAGAUUGAAAACGAGACAUGAAUAUUAUCUUGAUUUUUGUAAACCAAGGGAAGAUCUAAACCCCAAAAUUGCUGAAAGACUUGAAUUAACAGAAGAUGAAAGACCAAAGUACUUCAAUUCCUUAUGGAAAAUCUACGUUGCUGCUAACAUAGUUGAUGAACAGCUUUCAAAUUCACCACCUGGUGGUGAUAAAGUGUCAAAUACAAAGUACAAUCCAGGUAAUAUUUCAAUAUUCAUUGAUUCAUUUAAAUCUAUUAAGUUUGAAUCUAAACCUGAAGAAAUUAAAGAUGAAAAAUUAUUUGAUAAUAUUUAUGAAUUACAAUUGUUUAUUGAUUAUUCAUUAAACAAUAUGGAUGAAAAAAUUGCUGCAAAGGAAUUAGCCAAAUUAUUAAACAUCUUUUCCACCCUUCAUCGUUAUACUUCAAAUUCUCAACAUAAGAAAUCACGUUUAGAUGAAAAAGCUCAGGAAAAAUCAAGACAAGAAUCCAUGAACAGUUUCAUAGUAUUACCAAUUCUUCAAUUCAUUAAUAAGUUACUUUCAUCUAAUAAUGAAUAUAUUAGGUUUACCAAUGAAAUGGAAAAAGAGAUUGAACCACAAAGACCAAGACAAAUUUGGAAAGCUCAUAUGGUUGGUAAUGAAUCAUAUCCUAAAAACCUCACAAAUCGCCGAAUGUUUCAUAAUUGUGAACCAGAUAUCCCUAUAACUCUUGAAGAUAUUGAAGAUGGUUUAAUCCCUAUUGCUGGAAUUGAAAUGAGAAACCAAGAUUUAGCUUCCCAGCUUGAAAGAUUUCAACAAACUGAUAAUCUCUCUAGUUUAUCAAAAGAUUUCAACUUGACAAGUCAAUAUCAAAUAUUUAUGAAAUUGAAUAGUUAUUUGUUGAGUAAUUUCAAUCAAACAAUAUAUUUUGAGUAUCCAUUGAAUGGUGGUGAAUGGAAAAGUUAUAAUGAAGAUGAUGUUGUUUUCACUGGUGCAUCAUUAAGAUAUAAGUUGUUUGAUAAUAGUGGAAAUACUCCAACAAAUUCCAUGCAGUUACAGCUUUUGUUGAUGCUGAAAGCUUAUGAAGGUAUUAGAAGAAAAACAUCUACAGACGAGUGGUUAAAGGAUUCCAAUGGUGGAUAUGUAUUAGAUAAAGAAUCAUAUAGAUUAAUGGAUGAAGGUUGGAAACCAGAUCUGUUCAAUCCAUUUGUUACAUCAUUAUUCAAAUCUGGGUUUAAACAAAAAGCUGAAUUUGAUAAAUUGGAAAAGAUUACAGAGGAAGAAACCAAAAAUCAAUUGACAAAACUUUUCCCAAAAACUGCCAAUUUGAAAGUUUCAAAUUAUAAAAUAUUGAAUAAACAUUCAACUUACAAAGGUGUGAAACUUGUGAUCAAUGAAUCCAGUGAUAUAUUUAAAGGUGAUAGUGCAAAUACUUCAGAAAAAGUAUUCUUUAAAAUGUUUGAUUUGGUAAAUUUACAAAAUCUUCAUAGUUAUAUUAGCAGUUCAGGUAUACCACAUCAUAAAGAUGAGGUUCAAAAAUUCACUGAAUCAGAACUUUCCAUAUUGAGUUCAUUGAAAGGUCAUAUGAGAUCAGAUUUUAUACCAAUACUUGAAAAAUUAAAAAAUAGUUAUUUGAGAGAAAUCACAGCUUUGAAAAGGAUUAAAAAAUGGAAUUCAACACAUGGUCCUGAUGAACAAAUUAAUUCACCUAAAUUGUUACAAUAUGGAUGGGCUUAUCUUGAGCUACCAUCAGAAGGUCAAACAGGAUAUUCUUAUUGGGGGCCAUUUAUUUGUACAGAAUACUUUGAAUUUAUCAAUGAUAAUGAUGUUAGGAAUAAUCCCAAAAGGGUUGAUAAUAUGAGGAAUCAAUUGAUAAAUCUUAAAGCUGCAGGUAUAAAGCAUAACGAUAUUAAAGAUGAUAAUAUUUGCUUUGAUGAAUUUGAUCAAGCACAUUUUAUUGAUUAUGAUUGCAGUAUUGUUGAUGGUAAUCGGUAUCUGGAGAAUGGUGAUUCAAAAACUGCAAAUAUCAUUUUCAAAGAUAUUGCACCAAAAUUACAAUCCAAAGGUGUUAGUACUAGUACAGCUACUAGUACUACAACAUCCACUCCAUCUAAAACCAAUUCAAAUCUUAAUAAUCUAAUGUUUUUAAACUCAAUAAAAGUUUCUUAUCCAAUUCAUCAAAUAUCAAAUGAAACUUUAAGAUUCAUACCAGAUUCUCAAUUAUCUUUAAUUAAACCUUUAAUUGAUGAAUCUAAUCAAGAUAAUGAAUCAUUUAUUCAAAAGAAGAAGUAUUCAACAAGUGUUGAUGAAAGAAAUUUCCUUACUGUUUUUGAAUAUAAAUUAAAUGAUAAUUGGAUUUUAUGGGAUUAUUCAACUGGUUAUGUAUUUUUCACUGGAUUAUGGAAAAGUUGUGGUAAUAAUAAAACUGAUAUUGUUAAAUUAGUGGAAAAUUUCCCCAAUUUAUCAAAUGUUGUUAAAAGGGUUCGUGGUGGGUUUUUAAAAAUUCAAGGUACUUGGUUACCAUUUGAUGUUGUUAGAAAUCUUGCUAAAAAUUUUUGUUUUAAUAUUAGAUAUUGUUUAAUUCCAAUAUUUGGUGAAGGUUUCCCAAAAGAAUGUUUAUUACCAUCAGAUCAAAAUUUUGGUAAAUUAAUUGAUUUAAAUUCCAAGAUUCAAGUUGAAAAUGCAGCAAAUAGUAUGAAUAAAAAGAGAAGAUCACAUUCAAUAUCAACUCCAAUGUCAAUUGAUAAACCAAAUUUUAAAAAAAGAUCAAAAUCUGAUGUUCAAUAUAAACCAACAAUAACAAAUAAAAUUCAAUUAUUAGAAAUUGAAGAGAUUCUUAAAGCUUCAAAAUCUUUACAUGAUUUAUCAAAUACAUCAAAAUUUUAUCCAGCAGCUUCUUCAAAUUCAAAUUAUUUCUUUACAUCAAAUUUAUCAUCACCAAUAAGAUCAAGAUCAAUAAUAUCAAAUUCUCAAAUUCCAUAUGGUGGAUUUAUUUGGUCAUGGAAUGAAGAAAAUAAUUUAAUAAUCAUUGGUAAAGAUGAAGGACAACAACAACAUCAACAACAACAAUACAUACCACAAUAUGUAUCACAAGAUAUAAAUAAAUAUGAUGCUUCAAUACCAAAAAAUUAUGAUGGAAUUGAUACGAUUAUUAAUGCAGCUAAUCAAUUGAUGAAUUUCCAUUCAGGUUCAAAUCAAGGUACUCAUGGUACUCAGGGAAAUGGAAAUGAUGAUAAAAAAGGUAAAAUGGAUAUUGAUGGUUUACUGAGUUGA
Hansenula ciferrii is the source of this 3396-nucleotide messenger RNA. It is a transcript of the gene XBP1, whose product is annotated as Xbp1p. Gene Ontology annotation, cellular component: MBF transcription complex; SBF transcription complex. Lineage: Eukaryota; Fungi; Ascomycota; Saccharomycetes; Phaffomycetales; Wickerhamomycetaceae. Gene Ontology annotation, molecular function: transcription regulator activity; DNA binding. The coding region runs from base 1 to 3396 and encodes 1131 amino acids. The transcript is spliced from 3 exons. The record is from RefSeq and is a predicted model, not a curated record.